AUGGAGCAGACCAAGGCUCUGAAUGCCCUGGAGCCCUUCAUCGUACUCACCAAGUCUGCAACUGCACCCCGCGCUGCCGCCGACUUGGUCACCAGGGCCACCUCGGCAUCUGGCACCUACGUAUUCGCCGAGCUUCUCGAGACGCCCCAGAUUCAAGCUCUAGCAGAGUCCCCAGAAUAUGCUGCAUAUUUCACCCAACUACAAAUAUUCUCAUACGGCACAUAUGCCGACUACAUGUGCAAGGCUGACCUGCCCGCCUUGAACGAGCAGCAAACGCUGAAGCUCCGCCAGCUCUCUCUGCUGACUCUCGCAAAGAACCCGCACAACCUCAGCUAUGCGUCCCUGCAGUCCGCCUUGGGACUGACUGACGCUCGUGCCGUGGAGGAGCUGGUUAUCAGCGCUAUUUAUGCCGACCUAAUCCAGGCCCAGCUCGACCCUCGCAACCAGGCAGUAUUAGUCUCUUCGGUGUCACCCCUGAGAGAUCUCGCACCCGGUUCUAUCCCCUCCAUGCUAGCCAACCUGCAGGAAUGGUCGGGCCGAUGUACAUCGACGCUCGCUGAUUUAGAGGCACAAAUUCAGGCCAUAAAGGAGACUGCAGCCGCCCGCCACCUCGAGAAGAAGCAAUGGAAAGAGGAAACAGACAAGUUGGUUGCCGCUCAGGCAGAUACGGACAACAAGGGCAAGGACGGCGCACACAGCCACAACCAGCCAAGGCUCAUUAGUCGUGCUGCCGCGGCAUUCCGAAGUGGUCGUGGUAAGAGAGAGCGCCCCGGUUCGGCGGCCUACGUAUUUGAGGAUGCAGGUUUUGAUGAGAUGGACGUCGAUGAUGAAGACGAUCCAGAAGACGGCCCUGCAGACAGUAUGGCAGGAACGUCGGGAGGAAAGAAACGGGCAAGCCGGCGAAAGCUCUAG
Molecule: messenger RNA, 912 nt
Organism: Pestalotiopsis fici W106-1
Lineage: Eukaryota; Fungi; Ascomycota; Sordariomycetes; Amphisphaeriales; Sporocadaceae
Exons: 2
Coding region: 1-912 (303 amino acids)
Cellular component (GO): COP9 signalosome
Source: RefSeq, a predicted model, not a curated record